Messenger RNA from Atta colombica, 937 nucleotides. RefSeq names its product tRNA (guanine-N(7)-)-methyltransferase. Gene Ontology annotation, molecular function: tRNA (guanine(46)-N7)-methyltransferase activity. Gene Ontology annotation, cellular component: tRNA methyltransferase complex. NCBI's taxonomy places the organism in Eukaryota, Metazoa, Arthropoda, Insecta, Hymenoptera, Formicidae. The transcript is spliced from 7 exons. Bases 117 to 866 code for a protein of 249 amino acids. The record is from RefSeq and is a predicted model, not a curated record. Gene Ontology annotation, biological process: tRNA methylation; RNA (guanine-N7)-methylation.
CAGGUGGCGCGCUCGAUCAGCUGAUCGUUCCGCGCACGUGCGCCGCAUUUUCUCUGCACUUCAAAUAUAUACACGUACUUUUAGUGUUCCUUCGACUAAAAAUAUUUAGUGUAAUCAUGACGACGCUGGCAUUACCGCAAAAGAAAUAUUAUAGACAACGUGCGCAUUCGAAUCCAAUAGCCGAUCACUGCAUCGAGUAUCCGAUAAAACCGGAGUUAAUGGAUUGGAGUAUCUUAUAUCCACAGUAUUUUCAGAGUAAUGAUGAGCAGACACUAGAAACACAGAAAUGUGUAGAAUUUGCAGAUGUUGGUUGUGGCUAUGGAGGAUUGUUGGUUACUCUGUCACCAAUGUUUCCGGAUAAUUUGAUACUCGGCAUGGAAAUCAGAGUGAAAGUAUCAGACUACGUUAUGGAUCGCAUUGCUGCUUUACGAUCACAAAAUCCUGGCCAGUACCAGAACAUUGCUUGUUUAAGAACAAAUGCUAUGAAGUACCUGCCAAAUUAUUUCUAUAAAGGACAACUAAAGAAGAUGUUUUUCCUAUAUCCAGAUCCGCACUUCAAGAAGUCAAAGCAUAAAUGGAGAAUAAUAAAUAAAUCUCUGCUGGCAGAAUAUGCUUAUGUUUUAGCCGAGGGAGCUAUUGUAUAUACUGUAACGGACGUAGAAGAUCUACAUAAAUGGAUACUUCAACAUUUCCAAGAACAUUCACUGUUUGAAGAAGUUACCAAGCAGGAUUUGGCAGCGGAUCCUGUAGUGGAAAAAUUAUAUGAAAGCACUGAGGAAGGUAAGAAAGUCACCAGAAACGAAGGAGACAAAUUUCUGGCAGUGUUCAGAAGGAUCGCAGAUCCUUAUAUUGCAACGAAUAGCUAGCAGCAACAAUUAUAUACAAUUUUCCGGCUAUUGUAUAUAAUUAUACGGCAAAGGAUAUUCUGGAUGAGAGU